UGAGCACUAAGUUCACCGAGAGAAAAAAAAAAGAAAGGAAGAGCUCUAUGAGAAGAAGAUUGAGAUAUACAUAUAGAGGUUUAACUAAUGGAGAAUAUUAGUUCGGCGGUGCCCGACGGGUUUCGAUUCUACCCAACAGAAGAAGAGCUGGUUUCGUUCUAUCUCCACAACAAGCUACGAGGCACAAGACAAGACCUUGAUCGAGUCAUUCCAGUCCUCUAUAUUUAUCACUUCAAUCCAUGGGAUCUCCCACAAUUUGCUGGCGAGCUGUGUCGUGAAGACCCUGAACAAUGGUUCUUCUUUAUUCCUAGACAAGAGAAAGAAGCUCGUGGAGGAAGACCUAACCGACUAACUACUUCUGGAUACUGGAAAGCUACUGGCUCUCCCAGUUAUGUUUACUGUUCUAAUAACCGAGUUAUCGGUGUGAAGAGGACAAUGGUUUUCUACAUAGGAAAAGCUCCAACCGGGAGAAAAACGGACUGGAAAAUGAAUGAAUAUAGGACCAUUGAAGGGGAGGUUUCAUCAUCAAGAAAUGCAAUUCCAAAGUUAAGACAGGACUUGAGUCUCUGCCGGGUGCACAGAUCAUCGACAAGGUUGGGUGCUUUUGAUAGGCGGCCGUCAUCAACCUUCUUGCACGGUUUUGACAGGCAGCCACAGGCAGCGGUGGCAGGCCCGGAUCCGGCAAUGGUUCACCAAACUCAUCACAGUGGCGAGGCGAUAACAUCUCAUAACCAGAACUAUCUAAUGAUGGAGAGUGCAAGCUUACCAGAGAGAUUUUCGUUAGGAGAACAUGUUGGUAAUGAUCCGUCACAUCACAUGUUGAUUAGAGAUAACUGGGAUAUGUUUUUUGAGGAUCAGCCUCUGUGGGAUUGGUAACAGGAACAACUCAAUUGGUUCUGAUAAGAAGGAAUACCAUCAAAAGCUAUGAAGAAAUGAACCAUAUAUGCUGUGGAUCAGCAGGUCAUGAGAUAUGUCCACUGAAAUUAUCAUAUUAUAUGUUCUUCUUCUAUUAUAUGUGUGUUCUUUUGUUUUUUUUUUUUUUUUGGGUGCGUCUUCCUUUAAAUUAAGGACAUAUAGGAUUGUCCUUAUUGUACUUUUAUCAUUGAAAUUAAUCUGAGGGAUACUUAUAGGACACUGGAUAUAGCAGCUCAA
Molecule: messenger RNA, 1152 nt
Organism: Diospyros lotus (date-plum)
Lineage: Eukaryota; Viridiplantae; Streptophyta; Magnoliopsida; Ericales; Ebenaceae
Product: NAC domain-containing protein 90-like
Exons: 3
Coding region: 88-876 (262 amino acids)
Biological process (GO): regulation of DNA-templated transcription
Molecular function (GO): DNA binding
Source: RefSeq, a predicted model, not a curated record